AUGCGGAGUCACGGCGGGGAUGGGCUGUCCCAGGUGUCCCACGAAGGGGUGCGUCGCAGUGUCACGCUGGUUGACCCCGCCGCGGCGCAGGACGUCGCCGUGCUGCUGUGGCUUGACGUCACGGAGGACGGGGACGGCGAAGGGGUCCCCUUGGCGGUGCGCGGGCGGCUGUCUAUAGGAGUGGUCGAGGCCGCUGCGACGGAGGCGGGCCGGGCAGAGACGGGAAUCCCCCCUUCUACGGUGGGGGGCAGCCCAAGUGAGGGGAGCCCCACCGCAACGGACCAGGCCGAGAGCGCGUUGAUCUGGUACGCCGAACGCCUUCGUCGGGAGCUGAUGCACAAGCGCGUCAUUAUUUCUGGGAUGAUACGUGUGGAGCAGCGGUACGAUGCGGAUGCGGACAAGUUUAUUGAGGUGCCGUACAUUCAAUUGCCGAGGGAUGGGCUGCGCAUGUCAUAUCACAUUAUCUCUUAG
This is a messenger RNA of Phytomonas sp. EM1, 471 nucleotides long. NCBI's taxonomy places the organism in Eukaryota, Euglenozoa, Kinetoplastea, Trypanosomatida, Trypanosomatidae. The record is from the annotation of a GenBank genome assembly.